CCUCCUCUGGAAGUUGACGACGAGACUCCAACCUCAACAGAGGAAGUCGAUUCUCUAGGACCUGCGCUACAUAUUAUCCGCGAACACUUACUACAACAGAGCCAGAUGCCGACCAGCAGAAUCGAGGCGGUCUUCGCCAGAUACCAACUAGAACUAGACGAAACUGAAUGGGACAGACGGCCUAAAGUUCCUCAUGAAAGAGUCCACAAAAGCAUUCGAAUGAGGGUCAGAUACACCUGUCACAACUGUGCAACCACCUUCGGCCGCGAUAGAGUCUGCGUUGGAUGCCAGCAUCGCCGUUGUAGCCGAUGUUCCCGGUAUCCGCCCAGGAAAGACAAACCGAAGGUCUUGAAAGACGUGGCGGACGACGGUUCGCCUCGACCUGCAGAAAAUCCUUCACUCCCAAACGCUGACAGUGGGACGUGUCACGAAUGCCAAACUGACUUCGAGAUCCUUGUCGAAGAGUGCCCCAACUGUCACCACAAGAUUUGCGAUAGAUGCAUCCACCAAGCAUCCAUCACCGUUGAAACGAGCCAAGACCCACCUUCCGAGUCGACACAGGUAGCGCCACCCGACAGAGACCCUGAACAAAGGCCA
Molecule: messenger RNA, 597 nt
Organism: Cladophialophora yegresii CBS 114405
Lineage: Eukaryota; Fungi; Ascomycota; Eurotiomycetes; Chaetothyriales; Herpotrichiellaceae
Exons: 1
Source: RefSeq, a predicted model, not a curated record